AGGGGGGUUGGUCCGGGAGAGCAUGGCCGCAGGAGCCAGAGGAGCGCCGCUGACUUGGUUCGCUUCCUCCACGUUGAUAAGACCGCUGCUCGUGGCGCUCGUUGGGGGACGUUCAACCCGGAGACUGUGUGCGUUUACGCGCGGCGGAGAGGUUUGAUUUACUGCGUGCGUUGCUGUUCCGCAGGGCAGAAGCGCUCGGGCAGCUGCGGGAGCCUGAGCUGCUGGUUGCGAGUCUUCUUUUCUGGCUUCUUGGUGAUUCACAGCGAACAGGAGGAGAGAUCCUGAGCCGGAGAGAGCUGAGCGACGGCACAAGGAGCUGCGUCUCUGCUCUUUUUUUUAUAUAUAUCUUUACAUUGUGGAACAUUUAUUUAUAUAUUUGUUGUGUUUUUUUUAUAUUUUCCACUCCGUACGCAACGUUGCCUCCUCUCUGGGAAAUUCAGUGCGAGUUGGAGAAAGUGUUGGCUGCGCGGAGCGGAGUUGAGUCGAAGGAAGAUUGUCCGUGUGUAAGGCAGAAAUAGAUUGGAUUUAGUUUGGUCCAAAGUAAGAUCUGACUGAGACUGAACAACAAACCGCUCUUUUAGAAAGAAGAGGAAGACAUUAAGCUUCAGUUUUGUAAUAAAAACCCGAGGAGGGAGCUACAUCUGUGCGGGAAUAAAACGCGUGAAGUGGACUCUCAUCCCAACACUUCACCACCACAUCCAUCAGUCUUUAAACCUGAACCGGAGGAGGGACUGUAAUCCGUUUGGCUUCGUCGGAGUUCCAGAGCCAGAAUGCCGCAGGUGGAAAUGAUCAUCUUCCUCAUCCUCAUCAUUGGGAUGUGCGUGUACGGCCAGGACCCAGCUUCCAAGGUGGUGUCCGACCGCUACGCCGUCUACUGGAACCGGACCAACCCCAAGUUUUACCGGGGUGAUUACCACAUCGAUGUCUGCAUCAAUGACUACCUUGACGUCUACUGUCCGCACUACAUGGGCCUAGUCUCUGACGAUAGGGCAGAGCGCUACAUCCUCUACAUGGUGAACUACGAUGGCUACAGCUCCUGUGACCACACCGCCAAGGGCUUCAAGCGCUGGGAGUGCAACAGGCCUCUGUCGCCUAAUGGACCACUGAAGUUUUCCGAGAAGUUCCAGCUCUUUACUCCCUUCUCCUUGGGCUUCGAGUUCCGCCCUGGCAGAGAGUAUUACUAUAUCUCCUCCAUCACUGACGACAAGGGAAGACGGAGCUGCCUUCGACUCAAAGUCUUCGUCAGGCCUCAAAACAAUUGUGUGAAAAGCUCUGGGAGCGUGCAGGAAGGGGUCGAUUUUGAGGACAACAGUCACAACUCCCUAGAACCCAGAGACGGCAUCGGUCCUGAGUCACCAGAGCCGGCACGAAGGGAUGUGAACUCGGUUGGUCGGUGCCAGACUUCAGUCCUCCUGCUCAGCUCCGCCCUCAUACUCCUGGCUGCCAUCUUGUCUUUAUAGCGCCCAGUCUGAGGAAUCCCCCUGGAAUGGACUGUCCUGAUUGGACCACAGGCCACCCUACCCUGCAACCCCUCCCCUCAAGGAGCACUUUUAAAAAUAAAAAUAAAAACACUGACAAUCUCUCUAGGUGAAAAGAGAGAGGGAGGGACUUCAGCACCGAAGCCUUCACUGUUUUUUGACUUGCCAACGAGUGUGAUUCUUGACUUUCUGGCGGGUGCUGAUGGUGGAGGCACCCCGAGGUGAAAGAGUCUCUGACCUGUCCGCCUCGCUACCGUUCACAGUAUGCAGAUAUUAAACAUUUCUUUUCGUUAAAGACAAGCACACAUACAUUGCUUUUAAACAUAUACACACACAGAACACAGACGACACAAUCAGUUCACUCUUUAGCUUGAAUGGCAAAGAAGCACAGCAGGAUCCCUCAAAAGUUUACAGACUUUUAACAUUUUUUGUGUUCAGGAAAAACGUCACGUAACCCCCGACCUGUAACAUGAUUAAAUCUCACGUCAAAGUGGAGGAGGUUUUGAAGAAGAUCUGGCAGCCACACAUCACAUAUGGGCCAACGGAAAGGAAAAAGUUGCUAAGAGACUGUUGCCAAGGGCGUGGGGGUAGGAGGUGGGCCUUUGAGUUAACCUUCCGCUCAGGUUAAAAAAAGGAAUCUGAUGCAUCGUGUCAGACUGUGGAGGACCCUUGCUGAGAGUAAAAAAAAAAAAAAGUUAAAGAAGCCCUCAUCUUUUAGUGUUUGGAUAGGGGCGGUUUAAUGAUCGAUUAAUGUAUUUGUUUUUUUUAAUAAAUCACGUAAUUCAAUUGUAGCAGCCAACACGGGUGUACAGUAAAAUAUUUCAGCAGAGCGUAGAAGUGGAUUUUGCCAGGCAAAAAUGUAUUUUCCUAUUUAUUGUGAAGUCCUCGUGCUUUUUUCUGUUCUGGUUCAGUCUGUAAGUACAGUAGAAAGGCAAUAAAAAACAACUACCCAUUAUGUUAGUUCAUAUUACACACAGUUUAUUUGAUACAAUCAUACAAAAACACUGAGUAUAGUUUAUGUAUCUGCUUGGAUUGAUUGCUGAUGAUGCUUUUUUAAUUGUUUUUAACAAAGUCCAAGAAGAAGUGGAAAAAAAAAAAAAAAGUCUGAUGUGCUAUCAGGGUGUAGAAGUCGUUGAAUAUUUGUGUUUCGAAUUUGUCAUUAAAAAUGUCACAAAUGUAGUUUUACUAUUACACUAUUGCUUUUGUGAAUCACUGUCAUAACACAGCUAUUGUAUAUAUAGAGGCAAAUUUCCUACAAAGUUCAGGGAUGUGUCCAUGCUUAACAUGAGGUAAAAGAUGAUUUUUGUUUUGUUUUUCUAAAUCGGGGAAGGUUGCUCUUCCUCAAAUAAAACAGCACAAGUUUUCUGUGGCUAAAGAUGUUUCAGUGAGACAGUGACUGAGUUACAGAGCAGGUGGUGGUAGUGUGUGAGGGGCAAGGGGGUUGUGCGUGAUUCUUUGAUGUCGUUUAAAGUGGCGUCUGAACAGAAAAUACACCGGGGGCACCCUUGUACCGGUUAUUUCUGGAAUGAAAAAUCGACCACCCGGGGAGAUGGAAUAAACAGAGCGAGGUGUCCUGUUCUCUCGGGGCAAACUGAAACUCUACCAAUGGACCUGAGAGGCGAAAGAGAAGGAGAGCAAGAUGUGAAGCUUUGUAGUGCUCCUGCUGAGAUCAAUAGUGAUGUUUUAAAGCAGGAACAUGCGGUAAACAUAUCUUCUCCACUAGGCUUGUGCUGAUUGGCGCAAAUCAAAAUCCACUAUUGACGGUUGAAGAGACGAUGGCCUUUUUUUUGUCAAAGAACAAAAUCUAAACUUUGCUCUUUACUGUGCAUUUACAGGAUCAGCACAAGUGACUCUGCUCCUUAAGUCAAAGCAACACGUUUGCGUUCCCUUUUUCAUCUUCUGACAAGUGCAAUCUGAUAAAAACCCGUCAUUCUCCAUUCUCCAUAUGCCUGCUCACCAAAGCUUUGCUCUGUGCACCGAUGUCCACAGCAUCCGCUGCCAUUAUAGCCGCUGUGUGUCCACUGGGUACGUGAGCCACACGAUUUUGAAAACUCUUUCCCCCGUUCUGCUACCUUUGGCUACAUUUUUGCCAGACUUACCUGUGUCGCUGAAGAGUGAAAUUCACUUGUGAAUGUAUAUAAAUGCCUGUAAUUAGUUUUUAAUUAUGCAUUUCAUUUGUUACUGACUUUGUCUAAAAUACAGCAAAACUAGUUUUUCGUGUUUGUAACUAUAGAGAGACCGAGAAACUGAGAGAAGAGACCUUUACCCAUCUGCCGUUGGAGACCAGUGAAUUAUCUAUCAGCGUUCUCUGGUAAUGGUAUAGUGUAACAGUACUAUAAAAUAUAGACUGCCCAACCGUAUUUUCCACCCAUCACUCUCAGCAAUACUGAAAAACACCUGAGUAGCAGCUUACUGUCGCAGUAUGAUGCAGUAUUAGGGCCACUCAUUAAAGACUGAUAUUAAAGUUGUCAAUUUGAGCUAAAAGUUAUAAUGAGUCAUAAGUUUGAGAAUAAAGUGAUGAUUUAAACUAAGUAGUAUUAGUAGAAUAUCUAUAUUACAAGAGAAAAUGAUAAAGAAUAAAGAAAAAAGUUUUGAUUUCAGAGGCAACUAUGAGAUUGAAUCAGAAUUUCAGAUUAAAGUCGUAAUUUUACAGGACUAAAUAUAAAAAUAAAUAAAGUAAUUUUUGAAGAAAAGUCAAAAUAUGAGAAUAAAGUAUUUUACAAAAACCACAAUGAGAGAAAAAGUUAUAUUACAGGAAUAAAAUUGUAAUUUUGCGUGAAAAGUAACCUGAGUAAUCUCGUUACAAUAGUACAAUUUUUCUUGAAAUAUUUUUAUCCCCUUAUCAGUGGCCCUAAUAUUCCAUCAUUGUGCAGACAGCUUGUUGUCAGAGAAGAAAAGUUACUCACUUAAAGGGCCACUCCCUCGAUUAGUAGUGCACCUCUAUAAAGUAAAAUGAGUCACAAGAGACAACAAGUAACAGAGGACAGACACACUGACCUUUUACUCUCAACUACUAAGUUUAAUACCCCAUAAUGCAACUCAGUUGUAUCUUUUGUUAGACUGUUCCAGCCUAGUAAAUGCCCAUCUUUCAAACUCCGCACCACCAGUUUGUUACACACACUUCCUGUUAUAUAUUUGUUGUCUUCAACCCAAGCUUAAUGACAUCAUCAGGGUUACUUUAUUUUUACAAAAAGGUUCCUCCUGUACCACAGAGGACAUUAUACAACAUUUUUCACAGGCGGAGUAGUCCGCUAUGUGAUGAGUAAACUGAAGUUGAUGUGAAAUUGGUGCAGUGCCCCUUUAAAUAGUAAUUUAUCAUUUAUAAGUGAUCAACAGCAUCAAAUUACAGAGCCAUACUGAUAUUUCUGUCCUUCAAAUUAGUAACAUCACCUUCACCCCUUAAUACUCUUGUUUUACACUAAUUACAUUCAAAUUGUGUUACAUAAUCUCAGAUUACUGUUUCACAGACCUAAAGAAUAUUCACAUAUGUCAGUACGAAAUAUAAAUGAAAAUGUCAUUAAAUCUGAGCUGAGAGUGCCAGGGAGAAAAGAACUGAAGGCAAUAACAUAAUAACAUAGGUUUUGGUCCACAAGUGUAUAAUGUGAGGGAAGGAAUUAUUAAUGUAAGGACAUAAAUUAAGUUUUUGAGGGUAGUUUCAGGGAGUAAUUCUUAAUUUGAGAGCACAAAUGACUACUUUAUUAAAUCUUUUCCUCCUCACACCUACCAGCCUCCAACCACUUCAGUUCAGCCAACAUUAAGAGUCCACUGUCACUGUAAUCAUCGCCUCCAGCCACGCCAUGAUGAGAAAAACCAAUCAGUUAGUUGGUGGAUACUGUGUAUCCAGCAGUUAGUCUGUUGUAACAUACAGUGUUAGAUACUUUCUCUUUUUUCCACACCUCUUUUAAAGGGCGAUUUAACUGACACAUUAAUGUUCUUAGCAAGAAAAAAGCUUCACUGUUUGAUAUGAAAAAAUGCUUCGUUUCAUUUUAUAUGUCUUUUAUAUGAAACAAAAAAAUAAUACAGGAUUAAUGUUGCACCCUCUGUCUGUAAAUGUGUGCAAACAUGGCACACAGUGAACAUGCAGUGCAGUCGGGUUACAAUCAUGAAUCAAAGGGCCUGAAGAAAGAACAGAUGGAUCUCCAAGAGCUAAAAUAUCUGUUUUCCCUGCCUUUUUUUCUCCCUCUCUCCCUCUCUUGUUCAUUGUAUUGUUGCAUCAAAAGUGUCUUUAAAGGUGCAGGAUGUUCUUUCUUUCUGUUCUGAAUCUUCACCUCCAGCUGUUUUCAAACCGAGCUACGUUUAAGAUCGGUGCGGUGCCGAUGUUACGCGAUUCAGGAGAUGCAGUUGACUUAUUGGUGUGCAGAAGCUCAAUGUGCUUGUUUGUGGCAGCAGGAGAAAGUCUGUUUUCCACCUCGAACUUUGAUGUUUCAUGUUUUAUUGAGCAAACUGCGCUACAAGGAGAGCAGAUAUUAUAUUCUAAGGACUUCUUCACCUCAUUUUGGUACCAUGUAGCCUGAAGCAAACGCCACUGUGUCCCUGCUUUGCAGUAUGAUCUCCAUCCUCUGUAUCUGAAAAAAAGGAUGUGUGCUUUUGUCAGUGCAUUUAGCAUUGGAAAGGUUUUUGUUACUUUAGCCACAACUGUGCUUUUCCCCCCAAAAAAACUAGACAUGGAUGUGCCACAGAACUGCACAUUUCUUUGAACAUUGUAGUAACUGUACCUUGUGCCUAUAUGAGCCCCAUCCUCUCCUGUACU
Morone saxatilis (striped sea-bass) is the source of this 6228-nucleotide messenger RNA. RefSeq names its product ephrin-A5b-like. NCBI's taxonomy places the organism in Eukaryota, Metazoa, Chordata, Actinopteri, Moronidae. Gene Ontology annotation, cellular component: external side of plasma membrane; plasma membrane. The record is from RefSeq and is a predicted model, not a curated record. The transcript is spliced from 5 exons. The coding region runs from base 771 to 1460 and encodes 229 amino acids. Gene Ontology annotation, molecular function: ephrin receptor binding. Gene Ontology annotation, biological process: regulation of cell-cell adhesion; ephrin receptor signaling pathway; regulation of actin cytoskeleton organization.